AUGCACAGCGCGCUGUCAGAGGUGGCCCAAGUUUCACCCCCGUGUUCCGCCGGGGAGAGCACUAAGGUCCCCGGUGGCAGGUGGGGCCACGCUUGCAGAGCAGGACCUUCCCACCACGUGUUCUCUGCACAGGUGGCCCCAGAGAAGAAGGGGCUCUGCAUGCACUUCAAAUACACCCUGAGGAGGCCCCCUGUGCUUGCUUUCUUGGUGGUUCUGAAGCAGAUGGAGACGCUUGGAUGCAGGAGAGAGACCCAGCAUUCGCAGAGGUUUCUGAUGGUGCAGCUGGCCCCGCGCCUGGGCUCAGAGGUGCGCACAGAGAUAAUAAAAGCUUCUAGGGAAGAUGUCAUCAGGUUCUUGGACUCGGUGCCUCCCACUGUGAUUGGUCACUUCAAGCAGUCAGCCAAGAAGCUGAUUGAGGAGAAGGGAGCCCUGGAAGCCCUGGCAGCCGCCCUGGCCCACAUUUCCAGUGCCAUGUCGGUAGACCAGCACUCCUUGAGCAACUGGGAUGCAGGCUUUGUGACCAUGAUGUUGCAGUGCUCAAUGGCAAUGUCAAGCGUUAGUUAUGCUUGGAAAGAACUUAAAGAGCAACUGGGUGAGGAUAUUGAUUCCAAAGUGAAGGGAAUGGUCUUUCUAAAAGGAAAGCAGGGUGUUUGCUUUGAUAUUCCUACUGGGUCAGUAAGUAUAGGAAAAGUGGCAUGCGUCAAGGCACUGGCAGCUUUCUGUGGCUACAGAGCAAUCAAAGCUAGAAGGACCACAGGAGCGACAUUGCAACUGCUGAGGACAGCGGGAAGACAACAGAAGCUUCAGGGGACAGCGUGA
Molecule: messenger RNA, 819 nt
Organism: Rangifer tarandus platyrhynchus (Svalbard reindeer)
Lineage: Eukaryota; Metazoa; Chordata; Mammalia; Artiodactyla; Cervidae
Source: the annotation of a GenBank genome assembly